Symbiodinium natans is the source of this 1086-nucleotide messenger RNA. NCBI's taxonomy places the organism in Eukaryota, Dinophyceae, Suessiales, Symbiodiniaceae. The record is from the annotation of a GenBank genome assembly.
AUGAUCUUGGGAGGCAUUGCUUUCUACAAGGGCUUGCUGCCAGAGUGGGUGAAGCCGGAGCCUCUGGAUGAUUUAGUUCCAGGUCCCUUGAAGGCAGGUGUGGAGGCGGAUUGGGCGAUCUACAAUGAGCCCAAAGGAGUGUGCAUCAACAUAGCGCCUUGGAAUGCUCCGGCAACUCUGAGCUUAGCUCCGGCGCUGUCAAUGCUAGCGGCGGGAAAUCACGUUGUCAUCAAGCCCCCUGAGCUGGUGCCGACGGUUUCUACGGUCCUCCGAAAGCUCUGUCAAAAACACUUAAGCGGCUACGUGUGGGUUGAGGAAGGGGGCAAAGAGGCUGUAGAAAGGCUCAUUGCAGAAGGAGCUGAUCAUCUAGCAUUUACGGGCGGUGGUGAAAUUGCGAAGCUUGUGGCUGCCCGCUGCGGCCAGAUGUUGACUCCGGUCACCCUGGAGCUCGGCGGCAAAAGUCCUGCCUUUGUUGAUCAAGGGUUGGACGAAGAUAUGCUGCGCAGCGUUGUGCAAGAGAUUUUGGAGACCAAGGUUUUCAAGACAGGGCAGUUCUGCUGUGCUCACGAUUAUGUGUUGAUCCACGAAUCGGUCGUGCGUGACUUUUGCCGUGUGCUGAAGGCCAUGGUGGAGGACCUCGGCACCAGGCGGAAUGUUCGGAUGCUUGGACGACGGCAGUACAACGACAUGACCCGGCUCUUCCAGGUUUUCCAGCAAGAAAUCUUCGGACCGCUGCUGCCCAUCUUGCCUGUUCGGGAUGUGCAGGAGGCCAUCCGGACCAUCAACCAAGUCUCGGCCAAGCCAUUGAUUGCAUACUGUUACACGAAGGAGAAAUCGGCUGAAGUAGAGUUCAUCAGCAACGUGCCAGCUGGCAACAUCGCUGUGAAUGGCGGGCCUAUGCGCAUGAUCUCCAACUACGCGGCAAACUUUGGCGGCACUGGGCCAAGCGGAAUGGGCGCCAGCUUCUGGGGCCGGGACGGCCUAAAAGAGUUCUCCAACAGAAAACAUGUCAUGAGUGGGCGCAACGGGUUCGCAAGGCAGAUGGGGCAUGUGACAGAUUUGCAUGCAUUCCCACGGGCGCCAUAG